Platichthys flesus (European flounder) is the source of this 8409-nucleotide messenger RNA. RefSeq names its product protein crumbs homolog 1-like. The transcript is spliced from 13 exons. The record is from RefSeq and is a predicted model, not a curated record. The coding region runs from base 40 to 4428 and encodes 1462 amino acids. Gene Ontology annotation, biological process: Notch signaling pathway. Lineage: Eukaryota; Metazoa; Chordata; Actinopteri; Pleuronectiformes; Pleuronectidae. Gene Ontology annotation, molecular function: Notch binding; calcium ion binding.
AGUGUUGUUCUGUACUGACUGGAAACAAACGGCUUUACUAUGGAGUUGGGAAGAGUUUGGUCCCGACAUCAGAGGACGUUGCUGAUCACUGUGAUGAUGUUCAAACUGGGUCUUCUGUGCACAGUGGCAGCAGACAACUGUCUCUCAUCUCCCUGCAACAAUGGUGCCACAUGUCUUGAGCACCUGGAUGACUAUGUGUGUCUAUGCCCCAAAGGACCAGUAUGGUUCAUGGGCAAAAACUGUGAGGAUCUGUAUGAUCCCUGUAUUACUGCACCUUGUACCAACUGUACCAGCACCCUCGGGACUGACGAGUUCAGCUGCCUCUGUCCAGAUGGAUUCACGGGGCUAAACUGCAACCAGGAUGUAGACGAAUGUUACAGCAAUCCUUGCAAUGGUGUCAAGUCCUACUGUGUCAACGGAAUCAACGGAUAUUCCUGCUACUGUCCCCAUGGAUUUGGAGGUGAUGACUGCCAGGUUAAUGUGACAACUUGUUCAGAGGAAACAUGCCAGAAUGGUGGUAACUGUGUAGACAUCCUUGACACCGGGCCCCAGUGCCUGUGUGCUGCCGGGUACCAGGGGACGAACUGUGAGGAGGACACUGAUGAAUGUCAGUCACAGCCCUGUCAGAACGGAGCCAUUUGUAAAGAUGGGGUCAAUGCCUACCAGUGUUUCUGUGUCCCUGGAUUUCAGGGCUACCACUGUGAUUUGGACAUUAACGAGUGUGCCUCCCAACCCUGUCAGAACAACGGCACAUGUCUGGAUGAAGUGGAUCACUACACAUGUGACUGUGUCCCAGGCUUCAAAGGGUUUAACUGCGACGUGGAGAUCGAUGAGUGCGAGGUGCACCCUUGCCAGAACAGCGGCACCUGUUGGGACUACAUUGCCAUAUACAGGUGUCAGUGCAUGGCCGGCUUCCAGGGACAAGACUGCGAGGUCAAUAUUGAUGAAUGUGCCAGCGUGCCCUGUCUGAAUGAGGGCAAGUGCAUAGAUGGGGUCAACAGCUAUGAAUGUGACUGUGAGGGAACAGGCUUUGUAGGCGACUACUGUGAAGAUGAUAUUCCUGAAUGUGCUUCUGACCCCUGCAAACAUGGAGCCACCUGCUUGGAGGGAAUCAACCAGUACAAGUGCCUUUGCUGGCCAGGUUAUGAGGGAGAGAACUGCCAGUUGGAUACAGACGAUUGUGAACAGCAUCCCUGUGAGAAUGAUGGAGAGUGUUUCCAGCGAUCAGAUGCCAGGAACUAUGGGAUGCUGCCUGAACUCAGCACAGCCAUCUUCACAUAUGAAGAGGCAGCUGGCUUCAUCUGCCACUGUUUGCCAGGGUUCACCGGAGACAACUGCUCAGUCAAUGUGGACGAGUGUGAGUCUGCUCCAUGUCACCAUGGAGGACAAUGCCAGGAUCUGGUCAACUCUUAUCAAUGUGUGUGUCCAGACGGCUUCACAGGUGUAUACUGUGAGGUCGACAUCAACGAGUGUGAUCGCAAUCCCUGCCAGAAUGGCGCGACGUGUGAAGAUGCUGCCAACUCCUAUAGGUGUCACUGCCCGAUGCCCGAGCCUGACCAGGAACCCUUGGGGGGGCGAGACUGUGACGUCCGCCUAGUCGGCUGCCAACAUCACCAGUGUCAACACAAAGCAGGUUGUGACCCAAUGCUGACAGAUGAUGGAGAGCACAGCUACACCUGCAAGUGUCCAUCCGGCUGGACUGGAGAACGCUGCAACACCUCAACUACCUUCUCCUUCAACUCGGAGGGCUACAUUCACAUGCAGCUGCCUAUUCCUGCAAACAAGACUAGGCGUGAGGUUCAUGGCAAUGACCAUGGGAUCCACAUGCAGCUCAGAUUCAAGAGUACUCUGCCUGACAUGGUGCUGUACUACCGGGGCAUUAAGGAGCGCUUUUUCUCAUUGGAAAUUAUUAGUGGCUCCCUCCAGGCCAGGGUCAAGUCAGGGAAGGUAAUGCAGGCCAUUUACCCUGGCCCUGUCAAUGAUGGGGAAUGGUACCAGGUCUCUGUGACCAUGGAUGAGAGGCUGGUCCUGACUGUGAAAGGACUUGGCUGUGAGGAAGGGUGCCAGGUGAAGAAUGAGGGCCACAACCAUCUGACCUUCCUCCAGCCCAGCUCCUUUCUGCAGCUGUAUGUAGGAGGGGCACCACAGGAAUACUUACGCCAUACUUCCAGUGGGAGGGGGUUCAUUGGCUGUAUGGAGGACCUUCAUGUUGACCAUAAGCUGCUUCUGCCUCAGGACCUCAUCAGAGAGGAGAACCAAGGCCUGGAAUUGGGAUGCACCAAAAAAGACUGGUGUCAUGAAGACCCAUGCAUGGAACGUGGGCAGUGUGUGGACAUGUGGGUUCGUGCCAGAUGUCAGUGUCACCGGCCCUACUACGGAGAAAGCUGUGAGGAAGAGUACCCGUCCUGGACCUUCGGCCAUGAGAACAUCACCAGCUACUCAACCUUCAAUAUCUCAGAAACCCAUGGAGACAACUUCACCAUCUCCUUUUUAAUGCGCUCCCUCAAACACAAUGGCCUCCUCCUGCAGCUCAGUCGAGAAGGAAAGUCCUACCUGACGAUCUAUCUAAGGGAAGGCACUGUUGCUAUCUACAGUCUUUAUACCACAUUGCUGUCUGAGGCAAAGUUUGUCACUGAUGGCAACAAUAAUUUGGUCACUAUCAAGGUACGCUUCGGCCAUGUGGUCUUCCCCAAAGCGGGGAAUCAUCGUUCCUUAGGGAAUGUGAGUGUGGAGGCAGGAGAUGUAGCGUAUGUUGGCGGGCUCCCUUUGGACAAGAGCAUAAACAAUUGGGGUGGAAACUUCAAGGGCUGCCUGCAGGACAUUCGGCUGGACCACAAGUAUCUGACCAUUGAGGAUCAUCCAGACAGCCUGGAGGUUUACCAGGCAAGCACAGAGAAUGUGCUGCGAGGAUGUCAAAGUGAUGACACAUGCAAGGAUGAGCCCUGUACUAAUGGUGGACAGUGUCACAUCACCUGGAAUGACUUCAUCUGUGACUGUUCCAUUCACUACACUGGCCGGCUGUGUGAGACACGUCUAUGGUGCGUCGACAACCCUUGUUUUGAUGGAGUGGACUGUGUGGACCUACAUGAUGGUUAUGAGUGUUUAACUGAAGCACUUUUCCAGGACAACUCUCUCCGAUAUGUUGCCAACAGCUCCCUACUGAGCCCUGUAACCAACAUCACCAUGGACAUAAGAACGCGAGACGAGAACGGGAUCUUGUUGCGAACCACCAGCGGAGCCGUGGUCUUCUGCCUGGGUCUACUCAACUCCUCUCUGCUGGUCAAGCUGGAUAGCGGGGAGAGUACAGAGCUUCUGGCAUUCACAAGUGACAGGGUCAUCGCAGAUGGGGUGUGGCACCGUAUCCAACUGACCAUGGUCGACCCCACACAGUCAAUGUCCCGCUGGCGCCUAACCAUGGAUGGGCAAAGAGUGGGGGCCAGCUUUGGUGUUGGUGGUACCCUCAACUUCCUCAACGAUACUGAAAUCUGGCUGGCAGAGAAAUACACUGGAUGCUUAGGGGAGGUGAGAGUGGGUGGAGUCUAUCUGCCGCUCAUUAAUGUACCAGACGCCCCUCAAGUGAGCCGCUUCUCCAGAAUGGGAGGCCAUGAGCCAAUCAUAGGAUGCCAAGGUGCACCAAUUUGUGAUUCCCAACCCUGCCUAAACCAGGGUGAGUGCCAGGACCAAUUCUUUGAGUUCAACUGCAGCUGCAAAGCUGGAUGGGAGGGGGAGCUUUGCGAGAUAGAGAUAAACGAAUGCUCUUCAGGUACCUGUGUCUAUGGUACAUGCAAAGACCUCCUGGCUGACUACCAGUGUGACUGUGAGCCUGGAUACACAGGAAAAUACUGUCAGAAGGAGGUGGAUAACUGUCUGGAGUUCAGUUGUGUGAAUGGAGGAACCUGCGGGGAAACAGUGGGAACUCACACGUGUUUUUGUCCUCCUGGCUAUGUCGGCAAGCGCUGCCAGUGGCGUUUCCCCCCAAUGGCAUGUGAUGCAUACACAGAUUGUCUUAAUGGAGGGGUUUGUAUAGGAGGAAGCUCUGGAGGAAAUUGCACCUGCAAGCCUGGAUACACUGGAGCCAGGUGCGAGACAGAAAUAGACGAGUGUGAGUCCAACCCUUGUCUCAACGGUGCCACCUGUCUGGACAGACUCAACCACUUCCAGUGUGUGUGUGUGCUAGGCUUCAGCGGCAUACGGUGUGAGAGCAAUAAAGAGGACUAUAUGGAACGAGUUCCCUGGCUUGCUGUGACCAUCCCUCUGAUCACGCUGUGUAUGUUAGUGGCCAUCCUGGUGGUAUUUUUCCUCAUUAUGACGGCCCGGAAGAAGCGUCAGUCGGAGGGCACAUAUAGUCCGAGCUCACAGGAAGUAGCUGGUGCCAGGCUGGAGAUGGGCAGCGUCCUCAAAGUUCCUCCAGAGGAGCGGCUCAUCUGAGUCCUACAGCUCUGCCUCACAACUUCACAUCCUGUGGAUGUACUGUAUCUAUGUACAGGGCCUAGAUAACAUGUGUUCUGCAUUGUGACACUGCUGAGCUCUCCUGCCCUAUACAAGAAAAAGAUAGAGUAUAAAUCAAUGACUGAUAAUCUGCCUGGGAAAACUACUGAUUUUGAAGCCUGCGAGGUGGACAAAUAAAGACCAGAUGUGAGAGAUGGACAGUCACCUUAUAUCUGAAGCUGUCCUGUUGCUGGGAGUGUGGUCAAAGCAUGCAAUGGCCCUGGAUCUCCCCUUGUAACUGUGAUAAAAACUCAAACUUGGUUUGCAUGGGACCAAAGGCCAAUGAGGAUUAUAUGAACUAAAGGAAAGCCCGAAACCUGUGGAAACUGAGCAAUGUAUUCAUUCAGACGGAAAGUCACUGAAACUGUUCAUGCAAAGCAAAACCUUUUUGGAGCUGAAAACCUGCCUCUGCAGAUUUCACAUCUGACUCUGUUUUACAUGACAGGGGAGAGAGGAAUGUGUAGAGGGCGAAAAAUACACCUGAAACAAUUCCGUCAAUACCAUUUUAAACUGCACGAAAAUCUAUUGCAAAUUAUUAUCAGGAGAGGAUUUCUUCACAAACUCACUUCUUGUAAUAGUACUACCUCCAUAUACAAGUAGUUCAUGUUAAGGAAUCUAUAUAAAUUCUGGCUCUAUCUGGUCCGAUCCCCCUGGUCAUGCUUACCCUGAAUUUGUUCUACUCUGAUGCCAUGUGGGCUUUGCCACUUUAUUUUUAUCUCCUUGCAAAUUUGUAAUUUCAUCUUUUUUCUCAGAGUUAAUUAAUUUUAAAUGAAAACAGUGUUUUUCUUUGCUGGAUCGUAAGUGUUUGAAAUGUACACUGUUGUCUCGUUCACUGAUUCUUUCAUGGGGAGCUUUCACUCCUCCAAGCCUCUGUCCCUCCUUGUCUGACCUGCUGCAGUCGUCACUGUGAAUGAACAAAUGUUAAAAGUAAUGAACCUUCCUGAAUGUGCAGAUGGAGAUCACUGCUGCUUCUGCAGGCAUCAGGAAGUGUUGUGUUAAUACUUUUUGUAUUAUAUUGUCUGUGUGCACUGUAUGGCUAACAGGUUAACCACUAUACCCAUGUUUGUUAGUGUGAAAGUAUGCUGUGAGCGUCUUGGUCUUGUCUUGUGUAGAAUGAGUAGCUCAAGUUCAAGCCACUGUAUUUUAUAAUGUUUGUUAUCUUCAAUGAAAACAGUAUUUAAUUGUAGAGAUCUUGUUUUUAUGAAAGGUGGUCACAUCAGUUUUUAUGGCCGUUAAUCAUUUCAAGUUUCAAAUGUUAGAAUUAAGAACUCAAGUAAUUUAAAAAAGUUCUUCAAUAUUUUUGGAAUUUACUCUAGGUGUGAGAUAAGACGUGUAAGUUUAGCUAGGCUAUCUUAGAGGAUCACCUGACCUGCCACUGUUGAGAAUGUAAAAGUACAUGUAUCAUAGCUCAUCUAGAUCUACAAUCCACACAAACAGAAAGUUCAAAUUAAAAGCUCCUCGUAAGGAACUGUUUCAUGACACACAGAUUGAUCCAGUAACUGUGCUCACUGCACAGUGAGGUUGACACACCACAUUUGAUUCUGUGUGGUGUGACACUCCUUAAAACCAGAGGAUUUGAUUUCUUUACAUAUCUGAUGAUUAAACAGAUAAGAUAUCCCACCACUCACCUGCCUUCCACUUUGAACUCACCAGGGCUGCUAACUGCUAUUGUACCAGCCAACCUGAAAGCUUUACAGAUGUUUGUAAGAUGUUGAUGUGACAUGAAGUCAGACGGACACAUUGUACCAGUUGAAUGUUCAUGGUAAAAUUUGAGAAACAUUUUGUUAAAGGAAAGUCACAAACAAGUGACACCUGAACAUGAAUUAGAAUUUUGAUCAUGAUCUGUCAUAUUUACUGUGGGGUUUGCACCAUUGAAUUAUUUAUUACCCAACGUUUGUAUUGACUUUAUUUCCUCUGACGCGGUGCUUCUGUCCUGAUGUUGCAUGUGGCAAAGAUUAGACUCCAUAUAAGGGCAAAAUAAUGCAGACAACACUGUCCACAAACUGCAGUGUACUUUUUGUGUGCUGUUUUAUUGCAGAGGCCUCUCAGUUCCAAUGGAAAAAGAUUAUUCCACGGCAGGUCCUUAAAGAAUUGGUUUCCACUGUUUGGUGUGGAAGAAGAAGACUGACCGACUUGGGCUGAGUCUUCAGCCCAACUCCAACCUACAUGUGACUGGAUGACUGUGAGCCAGACCUUAUCAGCCAACAUAAGUGAGACUUAACUAAAAGGCUCCCUUGGCUAGGAGCAAAUCACGCAUUGGUUUUGGAAUGUGAUAUUCAGGAGUUAGAUAUGGUUGGAAUGUUACAGUGUCAAUACCUCUAGCCAUGAAUGUGGAGUGAUGCCAAAUCUACAACAGGCCAUGAUCCACUCAUGGCCUGUUGUUUUACCUAUUACAGAAGGUUGCAUGGCUGUACGUUUUAAGUUUCACUGUAAAUGUAGAAAUCAGACAUGAGGAAUGGGAGCAGAACAAUUAUAAAUGUUCUUAAAAGAUCUGAGAAUGGAAUGUCGAUGCACCAUUAUUUAAGUGGAUUCUUAAUCAUUUAUUGUAAACUCUGAAAAAGUCAAUGUGAAUUGUAUUUAUCUUCUGGUGGCAGAGCAACAGGACUAUUUGUCAUAUUAGAGAAACAUGUUCUAAUGUCUCCUGCUUCCCACAGUCAAUGGAAACUCAAAUAUGUCCUCCAUGUUUACUUGCUGGUUUGAUAAAGGGUAAUGUCUACUUCCAUGAUAGUUCCAUCAGCAAGGAGUCAUGUCUUAGAUAUGUGAAUGAAACUAGGCUACCUUAAAUGAAACUCCUCACAACUUUCACAAUAUUCAAAUAAAGGUUUUGCAGCCAUCUGUUAAAAGAUAUGGUUAUAAUGUAACUAGCUUGCCAUUGAUUAGAGAACUGCAAAUAAAUAACAACUGCACACAAGUGGAAUCAAGAAAAACAAUGUCAUCUUUGCUGAGAAUUUGUGGUCUCUUAAUUCUUAGCCCGAGCAGCUAAGUGGUUUUCUUGUGCAUUAACCGCAGCUUCAACUGGGUCCUGCUAACUCAACUAAAUCAUGGUCGGCUGGUGUAUUUUCUUUAAGAUCUCCAGCUUCCUGAACCAGAGGUUCUGUAAUUAUUUUUGGGUAUUUUAAAGUUUUGCUUUGAAAUUAUCUGCAGUUCAGCAUUUCUAGUAUGAUUCCGAAAAGUAUUUAACACUGUUAAGGUAAAAAAAUAUAUAAUACUGUUGCUUUAAUUGGAGUUUUAACACAAUGUAACUCAGAUCAGUGGAGUUAAUAUAACUGAGGGAAGUUAAAAAGAUGGCCACCACGCUUUAGUUCACCAUGCAUGUAAUUCCAAAAGGUCAAGGGACAAUGAGAGAUAAUAUGCAUCAGUCUCCAUGCAGGGAUGUACAUGAUGAGACAGUAUGGGCCUUCACGUGCACCUGCAUCUGCAGAACCCAAUGUCAGACUGAUUCACGUCUUUGUUUUAACGUAGCUGUAGGCCACUGAUAUAAAUCGCAUUGUAAAAAGUGUUAUUCUGCUCAAAUAUCCAAAUUGUGCUCAACCCAUGAUGGUGUUAAACAGGCAUACAUUGUUACAUGAUACUGAUGCUAUGUGGUAGUGAUUUUACACUGGAGUUUUUUUUACUGAAGCUGUACCAUGUACAGCAAACUGCACUGAUCAGUACAUGAGGAGUUGUCUUCCAAAGUAUUCCAUUAAACCUCAGAGUAAUCAUUGCUGGAAUUUUCUAAUUCCACAUUGUAAGUGAUACUAGAGCUAUGACUUUUAUUCUGUAACACACUAACAUUCAUAUAUGAAUCAUAGUGUCUUAUAUUUAACAACUUUUUGGAGCUGAACGUUAUUAGCAGUAUUUACAGCUAUUUCCCACAUUUUUUCUCGUUUUGGAAUAGAAUUCUUCAUUUGUUCUGAGAAGUCUGUAUAUAUGACAAGGAAU